Messenger RNA from Elephantulus edwardii (Cape elephant shrew), 987 nucleotides. RefSeq names its product HLA class I histocompatibility antigen, A-3 alpha chain-like. Gene Ontology annotation, molecular function: signaling receptor binding; peptide antigen binding. The record is from RefSeq and is a predicted model, not a curated record. NCBI's taxonomy places the organism in Eukaryota, Metazoa, Chordata, Mammalia, Macroscelidea, Macroscelididae. The coding region runs from base 1 to 987 and encodes 328 amino acids. Gene Ontology annotation, cellular component: external side of plasma membrane. The transcript has 7 exons. Gene Ontology annotation, biological process: antigen processing and presentation of endogenous peptide antigen via MHC class I via ER pathway, TAP-independent; immune response; antigen processing and presentation of endogenous peptide antigen via MHC class Ib.
AUGGCGACCAGGAUCCUCCUGCUGCUUUCAGGGGUCCUGGUCCUGACCCAGACCCAUGCAGGCUCCCACUCCCUGAGGUAUUUCCUCACUGUCGUCUCCCGGCCCAGCGGCGGAGAGCCCCGUUUCAUCGCGGUGGGCUACGUGGAUGACACACAGUUCACGAGGUUUGACAGCGACGCUGUGAAUGCGAGGGCGGAGCCGCAGGCUCCCUGGAUGGAGCAGGAGUUUUGGGAUGGACAGACCCGGAUCGCCAAGGUCCGUGCCCAGAUCUACCGAGAGUACCUGCGGACCCUUCGAGGCUAUUACAACCAGAGUGAAGCUGAUGGGCGACUCCUCCGUGGUUAUCGUCAACAUGCCUACGAUGGCACCGAUUACAUCUCCCUGAAUGAAGACUUGCACACUUGGACAGCAGCAAACUUGGCGGCUCAGAUCACUAAGCACAAAUGGGAGAAGGACGGAGAGGCCGAACGUCAUAGGGCCUAUGUGGUGGGCAGAUUUCGUGAAUGGCUCCACAGACACUUGGAGAAUGGGAAGGAGAUACUGCAGCGCACAGAUCCUCCAAAGACAUACGUGACUCAUCAUCACAUCUCUGAGCAUGAGAUUAUGCUGAAGUGCUGGGCCUUGGGAUUCUACCCAGCUGAAAUCAUGCUGACCUGGCAGAGGGAUGGGGAGGAGCAGACCCAGGAUACAGAGCUUGUGGAGACCAGGCCUGCAGGAGAUGGGACCUUCCAGAAGUGGGCAGCUGUGGUGGUGCAUCCUGGAGAGGAGCAGAGAUACACUUGUCUUGUGCAGCAUGAGGGGCUGUCUAAACCCCUCACCCUGAGAUGGGAACUGCCUACAAUCUCCAUUAUGGGAAUUGUUGCUCUCCUUGGAACUGUGGUUGUGAUCGUUGGAGCUUUGGUGACUAUAGCUAAGAUUUGGAAGAAGAUUUUGAAGAAGAAAAGUUCAGGUACAGAAAGAGGGAGCUACAUUCAAGCUACAGGGUAA